UCUGCCAUUUCGUCACUACCUGCACACCAGCGGCACUACGCCAGUACAUCGCGACCGUACACCAUCGGUCAUGGCUUCCACUUGCACGCAGACACUCUUUGGCUUCGAUUGCGGUUUAGACUGGCGCCCGACUACGUUCGUCAAGGCCAUUCCUUCGACCAGAGUGUGCAAUGCCUGCGGUCUUGUGCCAGCAAAAGCGGUCACGUUGCCCUGCCGCCACCUGCUCUGCUUGAGUUGCUACUGUCGCAACGGAAUCAAGCGUAAUUGCUGUCCUUUAGACGGAGCAGUCUUCCAGCAGGAAGACGUGGCGAUCUCCGUCUACAGGAAAGACAGUGUUCUCAGUCGUACUGUUCGCUGCUGGAACGCGCAACAUGGUUGUGACGCCGAAGACCUCGCUCCUUCCAUGAUGAAGCACUUCGCCACCGACUGCCGAUUCCACGUCGUCAGGUGUUCCAGAUGCUACGACAAAUUUCUACAUACGGACCUCGCCGACCACCUGCAGUCAUGUCGAGCAUCGUCUUCUAGUCCAGGACAACCGUCCGGAGACAACCUUGUCAACGCAUUUCUGGAGGUAAAGGACGCGCUGAGGAAAAUAUCUGAAGAGAACGCCUCGAUGAAAGCGCGGCUCGAAUCUAUCGAAGAGCUGCUCUCUUCAGAUAGGGGCGUUUCCGUCCAAUUCGGGCAGCCUAUUCUAAAUACAAGGAUUGCAACACACGAACAACGCCUCAGUAGUGUCCAAGGCAGCUACAGCAAGGCCAAAUCCAAGACUGUUGCUAACGUCAUGGCAGGCACCGCGCAAACCACCGGUGCGACGCUCUUAGUUGAGAAGGAUGCCACACGACAUGAAGGCCCUACAGAAGCCGAUGUUCAGCCAAUAUCAACGGCUGCUAAGAACUUCAUGGCUGCGAGCGAACGCAAGGUAUUCGAGUUCUCCGAGCUAUCCAACCGCUUCAUGGACAGCCUGAAAAACGAAUUCAUGAAGGCGUUAAUCGAAGAGCGAAACAAAGCACCUGGAAAGGCCAAAAAUGACUCCAGACAGGGAAGUGUUCUAUCAGAAGUGAGCUUAAAGAUAGGUUCACUUGAGUCAGAUAUGGCCUUUAAGAAAACGAUGUCUGGAAAGGACUUCUCGAAAGCUCUCAAAUUGCUCGGCGUCGCGUGUCUCGGAGUCACUAACGACGCGUUCAACGUUUCGGCGCCGCUCGAGUGGACGGUCGAUGACUGGGCAUGUCGCGAAGAAUCCAGCGGCGAGUGUGGCUCGCUCACUUGUGUCAGCCCGUGUGCUUAUUUUUACGGAUACCUCAUUGGCUUUCGGCUGACCAUUCACGAACACAGUGGCGAGCUUACGCUGACUCCGUGCGCGCUCGGAGGCAUAUACGACGACUUCUUAACCUGGCCUCCAAGCUUAGUUCCCAUGGUGCGGUUCGUCCACCCUACUGACUUCGGCAGUGACAUAAUAGUAGGUGGGGGCGACAGCUGGAAGAACGGCGCAACCAAGACGACUUAUCAUUUUCGUGAAGUGCUUUUCGAAGGGCCGAUCCUCAACAUUAGCCUCCGAGAGUUGAAGGAAAGCAACCUUAUCCGAAACGACCAACUACGCUUGCAGUUCGAAUUAUAUCGUCCGAACACUGAUCAUGACCGUAGUUAAGACCGCUGUUCCCCCCCUCCACACCUGCCCUUUCUCCUAUGUUCCUAUUUGUAAUGCCAGAAUAUUUUUUUUUCAUUUUUUUGGCUGACUCUC
This is a messenger RNA of Rhipicephalus sanguineus (brown dog tick), 1738 nucleotides long. RefSeq lists its product as uncharacterized. The record is from RefSeq and is a predicted model, not a curated record. The coding region runs from base 71 to 1645 and encodes 524 amino acids. The transcript has a single exon. NCBI's taxonomy places the organism in Eukaryota, Metazoa, Arthropoda, Arachnida, Ixodida, Ixodidae.